AAAUACAAACGAAGCAGAUUUAGUCGAGAAAGAAAGGCGUCUUACUCUCAAGGAACAAGAACUGGUCAUUAAAGAGCGAGAAGCAAACGAAACAGCUUUAGUCGAAAAAAAAAGGCAUCUUAAUCUCAAGGAACGAGAAUUGGCCAUUAAAGAGAGAGAAGUGAAAAUACGAGCCUUGGAAUUACGAGAACUGGCUAUUAAAGAGAAAGAAAUUAAAAUUCGAGUAUCGGAAGUAUUAAACAUCAAGAAAGAGAAGGAGUUGGGCUUGUAA
Messenger RNA from Funneliformis caledonium, 271 nucleotides. The record is from the annotation of a GenBank genome assembly. NCBI's taxonomy places the organism in Eukaryota, Fungi, Glomeromycota, Glomeromycetes, Glomerales, Glomeraceae.